GAGUCUGGAGAAGAAGAGAAGAAGGUUUUUCUGGCUGCCUCGCGUUUAAAAUUCCAAAAGGGUAAGGGGUGAUAUCAAUAAAAACGCUGUAGAGAUCAAAACAAAAUUAGAUAAACAUGUCCAGAACAUUAAAGAAGAAGAAACACUGGUCCAGUAAAGUGGUGGAGUGCGCAGUGUCGUGGGGAAACCUGGGGGACUUCGGCUCUGUGGUGGAGGUUCUGGGGGGAGCUGAGGUGGGACAGUUCCCGUACCUGGGCCAGAUGAAGCUGGACGUACUCGUGUGUCACGUCGGGAAGCUGCCCUACUACGGGGACGUGCUGCUGGAGGUGAACGGCACCCCGGUGAGUGGACUUACAAACCGCGACACUCUGGCUGUCAUCCGUCACUUCAGAGAGCCCAUCCGCCUCAAGACCGUCAAACCUGGAAAAGUUUUGAACUCGGACCUGCGUCAUUACCUCAGCCUGCAGUUCCAGAAGGGCUCUCUGGACCACAAACUCCAGCAGAUCAUCCGGGACAACCUCUACCUUCGCACCAUCCCCUGUACCACACGACUCCCUCGUGAUGGAGAGGUUCCGGGGGUGGACUAUAACUUCAUCAGUGUGGGAGACUUCCGGAUCCUGGAGGAGAGUGGACUUUUACUGGAGAGUGGCACGUAUGAUGGUAACUACUAUGGGACCCCGAAGCCUCCAGCUGAACCCAACCUGGUGCAGCCUGACCUCGUGGACCAGGUUCUGUUCGAUGAGGAUUUUGUCAGUGAUGUCCCCAGAAAGCGCACCACAUCGGUCAGCAAGAUGGACCGUAAAGACAGCGCCGUCCCAGAGGAGGAGGACGACGAGGACCGCCCCCCACUACUCAAUGGUCUGCCCGAGCUCAAAGAUGCUGCAGACUGGAGGAAAACUGUGCCCAGUUACAACCAGUCAAGUGGGAACAUGGACUUCAGGACAUGGAGCUCUCUGCCCCGUGAUGACAGCCUGGAGCCUCUACCUUACAACUGGGAGAUGGCUUACACCGAGACGGGCAUGGUCUACUUCAUAGAUCACAAUACGAAGACCACCACAUGGCUGGACCCUCGCCUGGCCAAAAAGGCAAAGCCGCCUGAGAAGUGUGAGGACGGAGAGUUACCUUAUGGAUGGGAGGAAAUUGAUGACCCACAGUAUGGCACAUAUUAUGUUGAUCACAUUAACCAGAAGACCCAGUUUGAGAACCCAGUCCUGGAGGCAAAAAAGAAGCUCAACCAGGAGACUCUCAAAAAAGCCAAGGCCGCGUCAUCCCAAGGUAAAGGGGGGUCAGUGGGCUUCACGGCAGACCCCAGUGAGCUGAAAGGAGAGAUGUACCACACAGCUCUGAAGAAGAGCUCUCAAGGUUUUGGCUUCACCAUCAUCGGAGGAGACCGCACUGACGAGUUUCUGCAGGUCAAGAAUGUACUCAGUGAUGGACCAGCUGCACUUGACGGCAAGAUGACUUCUGGUGAUGUGAUUGUGGAGAUCAAUGGACUCUGUGUUCUAGGGAAAACCCACCCAGACGUUGUCCAGAUGUUUCAGUCUAUCCCCAUAAACCAGUACGUGGACAUGGUUCUCUGCCGCGGAUACCCUCUGCCUCCUGAUGUGGACCUAACCAGUGAUGACCCUCUCCCCCCUCCUCCUCCCCCUCCCUCGUCCCAGCCGCAGCCUGCCCUCCACGGGGGAGAAGUGGUCACUGCCGUGCCCCUCAUAAAUGGACAACCUCUGCUGGUCAAGGGGGAUGUUCUGCAUGGUUCCUCUCAAGAGCUCCACUACGUCACCACGGAUGCCAGCGGUCGCCCCGUGGUAGCCGCCAUGUCCAACGGGAGACAGGGGGACAAUGCUGGGACAAUGCUUCAGCCAGAGCUGGUCAGUGUCCCGUUGGUCAAGGGACCCGGUGGGUUUGGGUUUGCCAUAGCAGACUGCCCGCUGGGUCAGAAGGUGAAGAUGAUUCUGGACGCGCAGUGGUGCCGCGGACUGCAGAAAGGAGAUGUGAUUAAGGAGAUCAACAGGCAAAACGUACAGACUCUGAGCCACGCACAAGUGGUAGACAUUCUCAAAGAUCUACCGGUGGGCAGUGAGGUCAAUGUGCUAGUGCUGCGAGGAGGUCAGACCUCGCCUGUGAAGAGUCUAAAGCCAAGACAGGAGAUGACGGCCAGCACAGAGACUCUGGACAGUGUGGUAGACUCUGCCCCUCAGGCCUUACAGUACCACUCCAACACAAGCACCCUCCGCUCCAUAGACUCCCCAAAACGGGACGCCCAAGAGACGUACCUCAAGUCUAAAGCCCUGUUGGACAGCAGACAACCUCACACCAAAGACAUAGAUGUUUUUCUAAAAAGAGAUAUUGAGACUGGCUUUGGCUUUCGAGUUCUUGGAGGAGAGGGUCCUCAACAGCCGAAUGUGUUUCCCCAGGUUUACAUUGGAGCCAUUGUCCCAAAUGGAGCCGCAGAGAAGGACGGGCGCCUGAGAGCGGGCGAUGAGCUCAUAGGUAUUGAUGGCGUCAUGGUGAAGGGACGAUCGCACAAACAGGUCCUGGAUCUGAUGACCAACGCCGCUCGCAAUGGACACGUGCUGCUGACCGUACGCAGGAAGGUCAUCUACAGAGAUGCCACUGAGGAGGAGAUGAGGGAGAUGACUCCAGUCCUGGUCAAUGGUUCUCCCAAACUACCUCACCUGCCCAUGCCCAACGCCAUCGACCAUGAGUCCUUUGACAUAACACUACACCGCAAAGAGUCCGAGGGCUUUGGCUUUGUCAUCCUCACGUCCAAGAGCAAACCGCCACAUGGAGUCAUACCACACAAGAUUGGGCGUAUAAUCGAGGGCAGCCCCACUGACCGCUGUGGCCUGCUCCAUGUGGGGGACCGGAUCUCUGCGGUGAAUGGCCGCUCCAUCAUCGAGCUCUCACACAGCGACAUCGUCCAGCUCAUCAAGGAGGCGGGGCAUGUGGUCACCCUCACUGUCAUACCAGAAGAUGAAUAUAAAGGACCUCCAUCAGGAGCCAGCUCAGCCAAACAGAGUCCAGCACUUCAGCACAGAAGCAUGCUCCAUGGUUCAACCUUGGACUUGGAAGACAAAAUCGACAGCCUCACCUGGUCGGAUCAGAAAGCCGGAGAACAGGGGGCAUUGUGUGUUACGGGUCCAAACCAGGGCUGUCUGACCAUUGAGCUGGAGCGGGGUCCCCGGGGUUUUGGCUUCAGUCUCAGAGGAGGGACCGAGUACAACAUGGGGCUGUACAUUUUGAGGCUGGCUGAGGAUGGACCUGCUCAGAUGGACGGAAGAAUCCAUGUAAGUGACAAAUCCCCUCUGCAGCUACCUGCAGCUAGUAUCUGCGCACAUGAACCCGUCACGCCCUCUCCACACCUCCACUUCGCCAUAGAAGGACCAUGCAAAGUGACUCGUGAAUGA
Messenger RNA from Boleophthalmus pectinirostris (great blue-spotted mudskipper), 3407 nucleotides. Its product is annotated as membrane-associated guanylate kinase, WW and PDZ domain-containing protein 3-like. Lineage: Eukaryota; Metazoa; Chordata; Actinopteri; Gobiiformes; Gobiidae. The transcript is spliced from 20 exons. Gene Ontology annotation, molecular function: protein binding. The record is from RefSeq and is a predicted model, not a curated record. Gene Ontology annotation, cellular component: cytoplasm. Gene Ontology annotation, biological process: signal transduction. Bases 117 to 3407 code for a protein of 1096 amino acids.